UUACCUGUGCGUCAUGGCUCUUCACCAGUAAUAAAAUGUGCACUAAGAAUCACACGAUUCUGUAUUAUGUUCUGACUGAUGCAUUCUUUCAAUUUAGGUGUUUGGGGUCUACAUUUAUUGUUCAAUAUAUUCCUCUUCCAGAGCUGUUCCUACUCCCCCAAAUUAAACUGAACCUACAGGAAGUGAUGGAAGGUGCAGAGAUGACCCUGACAUGUGACACAGUUCCUAAAUAUCCCACAGACCUGAUGUUUGCUUUUUACAGAGAUGGAGAGAUGGUGCAGGGGUUCAAUUCAUCCACUAGGUACCAGGUCCAGGCAGCUCAGCUGAAGGACUCAGGAAAUUAUACCUGUGAGGUCAGAACAUCAAAUUAUACUAUAAAGAAGAGAAGCCAUGUGUUACAUAUUCAAGUGCAAGGUGAGUGGGGAACUUGGUUACCCAUAUAACUCUCCUCUCAAUGGGGAAAAUAUAUACAAACAAGGUCUACACAGAAAUAUACACAGAACCUCUAUACAGGGAGAUACGCUGAAAUAUAUAGAGAUAUACACAGUACGUGUAUACAGGGAGGCAUAUAGAGAUAUACACCUAUAUAUAGUGAUAUGCUGAGAGAUAUAUAGAGAUAAGAAUUUAUAACGUUAUUCAAAGAUAUAUUGGUGGUAGCCCUGCUAAUAGAUAAUGCACCCCCAAUUAAUAAUGCCAUUGUAUCCCGUUAUUUAAUCAUUCAAACACAAUACAUUCUGUCAUCUUGUAAAACAACAUUUAGAAGAUCGAUCCUCACCCAACAUUCUCUGAUGUUUAAUUAGGGGAGGGAGAAAGCCCUUCCCUAAUGUGGCUCGUCUCUGGAGAUAACUAUAUUGCCCCAUGUGUAUUUUCCAGUCAAUACUCCCAAGUGGAGCGGAAUAAGUAACUGAUGAGAAAAAGUCAAAAUCAAAAACGAAUAUAGCUGUUUGAAUCGUCGGUCAAGUAGAGUGUUAUGUACUGUUACUUAUUCCUCUCCACAUGGAAGUGUUUACUGGCUAGCAAAUCGAAGGGACAAUAUCGUUAUUUCCACAGACUAGUGACAUUAGGAAACAGGCUGUUCAGCUUUCUCCUUGCCUCUUGUACUCUACUAAAUACUUAAUUUAGAACCUGAAUACUUGGACUUGGUUUAGGAACGAGGGGGUUUAGUAGUGGUGUCUGAUUACUAUUAUUACACAUUCUUUAUUCAUUUGACCAUAAAUGUAUCAUUAUAUGAACGAAGUGGCACUAUUAUAUAGCAUGUAUUAUGAUGACCCCUAGAGGCUGAGAUGAGCAUUACGUAUGUUGUUUUUUUUUUUUUUAAUUUCUUUUCUUGACAUAUAUAAUUGGUAAAUAGUUGUACUAGAGGAGAGUGAUUCAAAUAGACCACCAACUGCCUCUUAACAGGUGGUUCUCACUAACUGUAUCAGAGAUUAUAGACCUUUUUAUAUAACUAAGAUUAUUAAUACUGGUAAUAUUGAUAUUUGGAACUUAGUUAUAUAUGGAUUUUUAAUCAUUUUUUUUAAGACACAAUAACAAUAAAAUCUAGGUUUUAGAUAUUGUCACAUCACUUAUUGUGCCUUUUUUUGUUCUUUAAUUUGUUCUUAUGUAACCUUGCUGUAAUUGUAUAGUGAAAGAAGGCACAGCUUCUAUUAUGUGCCAAAAGGGAAUUUAUGUAAUUUUUAUAUCGAGUUACUGGUGGCUGAGCACAAGCUCCAACACUGAAUAGCAGAAAGUUUCCCUCAUAGAUAUGGCUGUCUAUUAGAGUUUGGGCCAUUCUCAUGAAUUCUGUUUUGACUACUUGAAUUUUUUUGAGUACUUGAAUAUUCUUAGGGUUCGCAGAUAUGGACCCCUUGCUCACUGUGCCUUGAUGGUAUCAGCAAUACCUCACUGAUGAAGUCCACUGACAAAGGUUGGCAUUUCAGUUUUGGAUGUCCUUGUGCAUUCAAUCAUUCUAAUGUGAAUUACAGGCACUUACCACCAACUACCCUAUCGCAUACUGCAGAAUACAAUAAUCUGUAGUAAUUUAAUAUAGUAAUUAAAUGGCAAUUACAUAAUAAAUAGUGAUAUUAUAAUAAGCGUUCCUUAUACAAUAAGAUGUUAUACUAUAAUAAGCAGCCAAUGGUUAUGGUCCUUGGAGUGUUCGGCUCUACACAUUCGUUAUCCUUUUUGCCUUUUCCUGCUAGACUAACAAUAGAAAUAAAGCCGCUAUCAAUUUUUAAAUUCUGUUUCCCUCCCCCCCCCCACCCGGCCCAAUUCAUGCAGUUUUUUUUAUGUUUUUCCAUUUUUGUGGGUGGUGGGUGAAGUGAAACAGCUUAUCUAAUCACUAGUUCUAAGACACAGUAACAGUGUUGAUACACAGAGGGCAAAGUGAACCUGAUUUAAAACUGUCUGGGUUUAAUCGGUCUCAAAUGCUUUCUAAGAUUUAUUGUGAUUAGGUGUGAUUUUCCUUUAGCCAUGUAGAGACCGGUCUGUACUUCAUUUUCCCAGUAGCCAAUGACUAACGUUGCCUGCUUUUUUCUAGACAUGCCCACAGAUCAGGAAUAUCUGUCUCUAAUUCAAAUUGCCUCUCUGGCGGUUGUACUACUCAGCGUGAUUACCCUGGUCUGUGUGUUUAGACGUAGACUGUCUCGUGUUUUCUGUAACUGUCUCCAUGAUCAAACUGAAAAAGGUAAGUAAGCAUCUGCCUACAAGUUUGUAAUUUGAAUUACUCACCUUCCCAACUCUGGGGUCAGAUUCUGCAUAGUUACAGACAUUAUUAAGGGUCUGGGAAACAAAAAUCUGUGUUUGUUAAAAUAACAACUUAGCAUUAUUGUAGAAACUAAACUAAAAUAAUUUGUGAUUAUUUUUUAUUAUUUGUGUCAUUCUUCAGUUACUACGGUGCUAAUAUAUCCCAAUUUCUGUAUUAAAUCACAGUUAAAGGACCACUCUAGGCACCCAGACCACUUCAGCUUAAUGAAGUGGUCUGGGUGCCUGGUCCAGCUAGGGUUAACCCAUUUUUUUUAUAAACAUAGCAGUUUCAGAGAAACUGCUAUGUUUAUAAAUGGGUUAAGCCUUCCCCCAAAGCCUCUAGCGGCUUUCUCAUUGACAGCCGCUAGAGGCGCUUGCGUGAUUCUCACUUUGAAAAUCACAGUGAGAGCACGCAAGCGUCCAUAGGAAAGCAUUGAUAAUGCUUUCCUAUGCGACCGGCUGAAUGCGCGCGCAGCUCUUGCCGCGCGUGCGCAUUCAGCCGACAGGGCGGAACAGAGGAGGAUCGGAGGCAGAGAGCUCCCCGCCCAGCGCUGGAAAAAGGUAAGUUUUACCCCUUUUCCCCUUUCCAGAGCCGGGCGGGAGGGGGACCCUGAAGGUGGGGGCACCCUCAGGGCACUAUAGUGCCAGGAAAAUUAGUAUGUUUUCCUGGCACUAUAGUGGUCCUUUAAUAGAUCCAGGAUCCUGAACCAACUAAUGAUGAAUACAUUUAGAAUUAAAGGAACGCUCCAAGCACCAUAACCACUACAUCCCACUGUAGAGGGAUGUAAGGAGAGCCAUAUGAACCUCCUAGAAUAUAUAGUCAAAUUCUUUUCAAAUGGUUUGAGAACUUACAUAGUGUCUUCUGGCCAGCGUUUGUCUCCUCUUCUGCUGCUAGAAGCUCCCUGCAUUGAGCAAUGCUCGGCUGAUGGUCUCAGCCAAUGAGAGAGCUCUACAUGACAAGACAGCUAACAGAAGCAGGAACUUGUCAAACUAGGUUUUUUUCUGCAUGGACCGCUAGAGUCACAUGAGUUAUUUUGUCUUGUCUCCAAGGGCUCAUGUCUGCAUUUUUUUCCAAAUGAAUUGUAGUUAAUCCAAAUUUGGGUCAAUCAGCAAUUCAUCUAAAAUUAUAAAAUUUUAUUUACUGCUCCAUUUUCUUCAAUUGGUUACUUCUCGCUUCAUCAGUGAAACAAAUGGCGCUCAAAUGUGUCUAAAUGUGGACAGCAAAAUAUGUUCAUCCUAAUCCAAAACUAUCACAAGGAUUAAAUUAGUUUGAACCAAAAACACCACGUUUUUUUUUCCAUGGAUAAAUGUGUGCAUGUCUACUAAUCAUUGUACAGUACAAGGAACGAUUGAAGUAUAGUCACCUAUCAAAUGAUUACCAACCUAAUCCCCAGGGUGCUCCAGUGGGCUUCUGUAAUGUGGAACAUUCUUAUCCAUCGCAGUAUGUAAUAUAAAUUAUUACACAAAAUGGACUUCUUCCCUUUAUUUUACAGGUC
Messenger RNA from Pelobates cultripes (western spadefoot toad), 4220 nucleotides. NCBI's taxonomy places the organism in Eukaryota, Metazoa, Chordata, Amphibia, Anura, Pelobatidae. The record is from the annotation of a GenBank genome assembly.